GCUGUUUUUAACAGCUGUGUUUGGAAAGGCGUGCUUCGCAGUUGUUGUGGUAGGAGCUGGUGUAAAGAAGAGAAAUAGCUAUACGAAGAACGAAAAUAUGCCUCUCGCGAAAGACUUACUACACCCUUCCCUUGAGGAAGAAAGGCAAAGACACAAGAAAAAGCGCUUGGUUCAGUCUCCGAAUUCUUACUUUAUGGAUGUCAAAUGUCCAGGUUGCUACAAAAUUACAACAGUGUUCAGUCAUGCUCAGAGUGUAGUGCUAUGCAUUGGAUGUGCCACUGUCCUCUGUCAGCCUACGGGAGGAAAAUGUCGGCUAACAGAGGGUUGCUCAUUCAGAAGAAAACAACAUUAACCAUUCUGUCUCGUCUGGAAAAAAUAUCAGAGUUCCGUUUCCCAUGUGCUGGAUAAGGAUUCUGUGUCUCAGGCCAGAGAAGUAUGAGAGGAUGGGUCAGUGAACUGAACAUGAUCAAAGGUUGCUUUGGAAAAACUUUGGCUCGGAAGCACCAUGUUUCUAGCACUACAUUUUUGAGAUCAUACUGUAAAAAGUUUUAUUAUGGAGUAAUUUCAAGCUAAUUGCCUAAGUACUUUGGAUUUUCUGUGCAGUACUGUUUGUUUCUCAUUUUUCUUUGGUCAUGACCAAUGGAGAUUUUUGCAUAUUUAUAGAUGUAAAGCAGGUCUUACCUUUUUUGUUUUGUCUGGUAGAAGCUAAGUUUGGAAGGUGGAAUGUUGAUCGGAACUGUACACUGGUGCAUUUUCGUGUUUGCCAUAUUUGCUGAGUUGUGUUGGAAUUGUAUACACUGGUCAUAGCUCUCAACUGUACAGAUUUUUGCCUUAUAUUUUUGUCUGCUUCUCAUAAAAAAAAUAGUUUUUCUAGCAAAUCAUUUGUUAAUUGAAGAUUGGAUUCAGAAAAUUACAUUUGAGUUUCAGACUUCAUACCCAUCAGAAAAAGUUUGUAAAAGUGAUAUUUAUUUAAAAAUUGUCCCUAUUUUUAGGUCUGUUCCCCAGUUUUUAUGGCUUUGUCCAGAUUACUUGCUUCAAGAGGUUGAGAGGUAUGACACUGGUGCAUUUCAGUGCUUGACAUGGCUUUUGCCGAGUUGAGCGUUGGAACUGUACACUGAUGCAUGUCAGUGUUUUUACACUGCUUGCUUUAAAUUGAAGUUGUGUAACUGUUAAUCUGUGCACCCUGGAAGAGGUGAAAGAAUCUUGACAGUUAAGAUCUGUACAUCUGUGUAUGUUUCUCAAAAAUGUUUGAGAUAGCUUUUGCCUAAUAAAAUUUAAGUUAUGAUGAUUUUCACCACCUGAAAGAGGGGAAGUAACUUGAUUAAAAUAUGAGCUUUUUUUCUUCUCA
Molecule: messenger RNA, 1348 nt
Organism: Protopterus annectens (West African lungfish)
Lineage: Eukaryota; Metazoa; Chordata; Ceratodontiformes; Protopteridae
Product: 40S ribosomal protein S27-like
Exons: 4
Coding region: 98-352 (84 amino acids)
Biological process (GO): ribosomal small subunit assembly; translation
Cellular component (GO): cytosolic small ribosomal subunit; ribosome
Molecular function (GO): RNA binding; structural constituent of ribosome
Source: RefSeq, a predicted model, not a curated record